Molecule: messenger RNA, 4527 nt
Organism: Magnusiomyces paraingens
Lineage: Eukaryota; Fungi; Ascomycota; Dipodascomycetes; Dipodascales; Dipodascaceae
Exons: 2
Coding region: 1-4527 (1508 amino acids)
Cellular component (GO): mRNA cleavage and polyadenylation specificity factor complex; nucleus
Molecular function (GO): protein binding; nucleic acid binding
Source: RefSeq, a predicted model, not a curated record
AUGCAGAUAAUCAAACCGCUGACGGCGCCCUCAACUGUCACACACGCGCUUUAUUGCGCGUUUACGGGCGCCCCAGACCUUGACCUGCUUGUUGUGCGUGGAUCUAAUCUUCUCCAGCUCUACCACACUGUACGCACACAGACACAAGUCGUUGAACCUUCAGAAAACACUGAAAAAGAUCCUCUGACUAAAACUGAGGCUGUGGCUGCUAUUGAGGACCGCCGGCUGGAGGGUGACGACACGUUCAUUGGAUCAGAGACCGCACUUGAAGUGGCACGCGAAGAGUUUUCCGUAAAACUCGUUCUUGUUGCUGAGUGGACGCUUCAAGGUCAAAUCACUGGGUUAGCUGCCAUUAACACAUAUUCAGACAUUUCAGCAGCCAAAAAAUCAGGUGGAAUUAAAAAAUGUUCUCUUGUCAUAUCUUUCCAAUACGCCAAAAUGUCUAUCGUCUCAUGGGACCCUUUUCAAUACAAUAUAAUCACACAAAGCUUGCACUACUAUGAAAAAGAUUUUUUUGAACUCGACUUUGUCGACCCAAUGUUUCAACCAAAGCUUGCUGUCGACCCUCUCAGUUCAGCUGCAACACUUCUUUAUCAGCAUGACAUGCUUGUAUUUCUUCCCUUUGUUCGUGAUGAGUUGCUCGACGACCCAAUUGCUGCACCCCCGCAAGUAUCAUCUUCCGCACCAUCUGGUUUUGCUCAACUUCUUCAACAGGCACAAAAGGAUACAGGUUCUUCACAGUCUCAAUCAAGCCUACAGCAGCAGCAGCAACAACAACAACAGCCAUUGCCUCCAAUCUCUCAACCAAGUUUUUUGAUUCGGGCCAUUGACAUGCACGAAUCUAUCACAAAUAUCAUCGACCUUACAUAUCUUCAUGAGUAUCGCGAACCUACAAUCGCAAUUCUUUAUGAACCAAUUCGCACAUGGGCUGGCCGGCUUCAACUUGAAAAAGAUACGGUUUCUUAUUUGGUGCUUUCUGUGGAUCUCCAAGCACAUACCUUCACAUCUAUUUUCUCUGUAAACAAUCUUCCUUACAAUGUUCGCACGAUUAUUCCUUUACGUGACCCCAUUGGUGGUUCGCUUCUUAUCGGCACUAAUGAAUUCAUUCACAUUGACUCGCAGGGACGUGUCAAUGGUGUUUUUGUUAACCCCUUUCAUUCAAUUUCCUCCGCACUUGAGCUCAAAGACCAAUCCUCUCUCUCCCUUUCGUUAGAAAAGUGCCAAGCUCAUCAACUUGAUGGAGGUGCCGAUGAUCAAGUUUUAGUUGUUCUCGAGUCUGGUGAAUUGCUAACUCUUCGUUUCCACAUUGAAUCUCGGAAAGUCCACGAACUGACUGUUUUAAAAGUUCCUAAAGAUAUUCGCAUUCCAAAUCCUACUUUAAUUACUUCUCUUAAAACACGUUAUCUUUUUGUUGGGAGUGCCACAGCUGACAGUAAUCUGAUACAGUGGAAGCGCCAAGGUGAAAUUACAGCAGACGAUGAUACAAAAACAGCUGUCUUAACAUCUAAACCAUCUGCAGAAAAAACAAACGGUGGUUCGACCCACGAUGACAUUGACGACAUUUAUGGAGACUUGGAUGAUCAACCAGUCAAAAAGAGUGCCGCCGUUAUAAAUACCGGCUUUUCUGAUCUCCCUAUAGUUAUUCGCAUCACUGACAAACUCAGUAACUACGGACCUAUCAACGACAUGGUAACCUGUCGUUCUCCAGAAGAAUACGAUUCUGGAGAUGACUCUUCUUUAGAUGUUGUGGCUGCUACCGGAACAGGCACCGACAAAUCUCUGACAGUUUUUACACGCAAACUUCGGCCCCAGAUUGCCAGCACCCUGAAACUUAAAAAUAGUUUUAAACGCAUUUGGACUUUACGACCAGCCAGUCUUUCUAGUGACUCUUAUACUGCCGACCAAGAAGGUUUGUUCGAUACUUAUCUUGUCGGAAGUAACGAUAAAAAUACCUUUGUUUUUCAAAUUGGCCAGGAGUUUGUGGAUAUUACCUCCAAAAUUUCCAAGUUACGUUCAUGUGGGUCUACCCUAGCAUGUUCUACAGUUUUCAAUGGCCGAAUAGUUGUUUUUGUUUGCGAAGCUGGAAUCAUUCUUUACGACUACGAGCUCACUUACAUUACUCGUAAACGACUCAAAGCUCCCCCAGUAAACAUUGUUUUUGCUGAUGAGUAUAUUGUUGUUAAUUUUGAUGAAAAAACUCAGACUAUCUAUCAUGUCAAGCAAAAGAAAAAGGUUGUUCCUUUAGAUAUUUCUAAAAUAAAAGAAGAGACUCUGCCCUCUUUUGAUACCACACCUGCAACCCCUGCAGACUUAGAAGGCACACCAAACCCAGAACCCGAAGAACCCGAACCCACAUCUGCAACUGCUCCAGUAACAAAAACUAUCACAACAUGGGACAUUACUGAGCGCGUUCCUUCUAGCAAACUCCCGCCACCUAGUGCUUUAUUUGCAGGUACUUCAUCUUUAUUCUCCUCGGCUCUUAUUGGUGAUUCCAAACGAAUUAAGCGUAAGAUUAACGAGAAAGAAGUUGAGCACCUACAAAAAGAACCUUCGGUUCCUAUACUCUAUUCAGUUGGCCAAGAAGGAACUCUUCAUGCUGUAUAUCUUACUGACUCUUCUGUGCGAUUUGACAUUUCUGCUCUUAUGCAUUUGCCUAAUGUUUUGCGACUGGAAGGCAGAACUUUUGUCGACGAUUCUAUUCUACCAGCAGCUCAACCUUCAACAGUAACAGCACCAGCAACAGGAACAGGAACAACGACAACAGCACCAGCAACAACUGCUCCUACACAGAUUCCUACUGUUAAAAUUCAUCAGAUUUCUCAUUUCACUAUCAAAAAUGAAAUUGAAGAAAGCGAAUAUUUGGCAAUACUUACGUCGGAUAGCUUUCACUUAAUACUCUAUCAAUUUCUUAAAACACCAAACGGUGAUAUGAUUCUAGUCAAAUCUCGCGAUUCUCUAGGUGUCCCUUCUUUAAGUGAUGAUAAAACAGACUUCCUUCCAAAAAUAAUCCCUUUCACAAACAUUUCUGGAUAUGCUGGGAUUUUUGUAAUUGGCCCUGUUCCUCUUAUUAUCUUUAAGCCACCUCAGAGUCCAAUAAUGUAUCAUAGACUUGCUGUUCAUGAAAAUUCUUCAGUUAUUGGUUUCACUCAGUUUAACACAGCUUCUGUUUACUCUGGUCUGGCGUACAUUGACAGUAGCUUUGUUUUGCGAAUUGCUACACUCCCUAGUGAGAUUGACUUUGGCUGCGCAUGGCCCGCUCGCAGAAUCAAUCUUGGUGCACCUGUUCUUUCGAUUGCAUACCACGAAACAUCCAAUAUUUUAGCUGUCGCACUGAUAUCCAAACAUGAGUUUGAAGCUCUGGACCCGGAAGGCAAUCCCAUUCCAGACUUGAACUUAGAAAUGCCACGACCGGUGUCGUAUCAAAGCUCAUUGAAACUUCUGUCUUUAGAAUCAUGGAAAGUCAUUGACGUCGUUGAGUACGAAGUUAAUGAGUCUAUCAUGACACUAAAGUCGGUCUUGCUUGAGGUUUCUGAAAAAACGCAUCAAAAGAAAGAGUUCAUUGUUGCAGGAACGUCUAUUAUUCGUGGAGAGGAUCUAGCGGCUCAAGGUGGUUUCUAUAUUUAUGAAAUUAUUGAAGUUGUACCAGAGCCUGGACGUCCCGAAACAAGUCAUAAACUAAAACAAAUUUCUUCGGAAGUUUCCAAGGGUGCUGUGACUUCCAUUUGCGAAGUCAGUGGUAACUUACUUAUUGCUCAAGCUCAAAAAGUGGUGGUAAGAAAUAUUCAGGAAGACAAUUCUGUUGUUCCUGUAGCAUUUAUGGAUAUGAACACUUAUGUCUCCAGCAGCAAAAGCAUCAAAUACAUGGUCCUUCUUUCAGAUGCUAUUCGCAGUGUUUGGCUAGUCGGCUUUGGUAAAGAGCCUUAUCGCAUGACACUUUUUGGCAAAGAUUAUCGUAAUGUUGAAGUCACUUCAUGUGAUUUUAUUGUUUUUGACAAAACACUUCAUAUUCUUGUUGCAGAUACACAGCAACGACUCCAUGUUUUACAGUAUGAUCCUGAAGAUCCUUCACCAUUUUCUGGUCAAAAGCUACUUCGACGCUCAGAAAUGUUUUUGGGUCGCGAUAUUGACACAAUGCUUUUGCUACCAUACACCUCUUCGCAAACUGCAUCUCCUGGUUUCAUUCCACUGUGUGGUGCCCGUGACGGUUCUCUGAUGACAAUAGUGCCAGUUACAGAAGCCACAUACCGUGCACUGUAUGUUAUUCAACAACAAAUCUCGGACCGUGAAGAACAUACAUUGGGACUGAAUCCCCGCAUGCAUCAUGCCAUGGGUGUUGCUUCUGGUGGACCAGUAUCCGGACAAGGCCAAGCGCAAUCACGACAGCUGCUAGAUUACAAUCUCGUUCGCCGGUUUGUUGAGCUUCCAAUAGAGCGUCGUGCACAGUACGUUCGCCGGUUGGGUAAGACUGGUGAUGAGGAUGUUUGGAAAGCUUUACGUGUGGUAGAUGAAGUUUUGGAAUACUUGUAA